This is a messenger RNA of Daldinia loculata, 3724 nucleotides long. RefSeq names its product mediator complex, subunit Med16. The transcript has 9 exons. Gene Ontology annotation, biological process: positive regulation of DNA-templated transcription. Lineage: Eukaryota; Fungi; Ascomycota; Sordariomycetes; Xylariales; Hypoxylaceae. Gene Ontology annotation, cellular component: mediator complex. The annotation marks the transcript as partial. The record is from RefSeq and is a predicted model, not a curated record.
AAUGUACAUAUCAAAUCGUAGACAAUCACCACCUAAGCACAGACCUACAAUUCUCAAGCCUUCCAGUCAAUGACAUGCAAUUUGACGUAUAAUUCAACAUGCUGUAGCUCUCCGAACGAAAAGCAAAUAAACUGUAACUGAAUCAUCGCUUUCUCUUUACAUUAUUUUAUUUAUACCAAAGGAACGAACUCGAUUGUCAAGGUUAAGAAACAUCUUUCUUAAUCUGACAACUCUGCUCUGGCUAAUCCAUUUGAUCUUUAGACUUUGGAUAUCCCUAGCCGUUGAAUUAUGACCAAUUACUAAUACGUACCCCUAAUUCAUAAAGAAUAUCGCCAAUAUCCACUCGGUGCUCUAUCAAGUCUCCAAAUCCGUCUUCUAAAUGACGUCUGGCAAGAUGCCUCUCAUCCUGGACAAUCCUAUGGGUGGGGAGGCCAUGCAGGUCGACUUAGACGACGUUGACGACCUCUUCGGUGAUGGGGCUCCUCUAACUCUUCCGCCCCGCCCCAUAAGCAAACGUCUACGACAGAGGCUAGACGAGCUUCGUGAACGAGGCUCUUACCAGGGUGUUGCUUGGUCCAAAGCCGGCACUAUAGCAUCUAUUACGCCUGAUGGUCAACAGCUACAGUUAAUGUACAUUCAUGCCAAAGACAAGGAUGCUACAUUUACCUUGAGCGAUCCUACUACGAUCGCACCAUGGGAAACUCUUCCAGGAGGGCCCCUUGUCCAUCUUAGUUGGAGUCCUGCCAGCCCAGAACUCGCUGUUAUCGACGCAGUAGGCAGAGUCCUUAUUAUUAGUUUCUCAGCGAACCUGAAUCGUCCAUCUCCUUCUAGGAGGUGGGAUGGAGAUUCCAUAGAUGAUUUGCAAGCUGUUGUAGGAACAUAUUGGCUGCCUAGUCAUCACACAGCAAACCCAAGAUCACCUCCAUACACGCCAUCUUACGGGCCGGCUGUUAAGAGCGGAAAUGGAAAUAACUAUAGCUAUCAAAUAACCCCCAUCUUCAACAACGGCCCUCUUCACCCCCAGAAUAACAGAUCCGCUUUUAUAUGUAUCACCACGACCGGAGUCCUUAAAAUGUUCUGGGGACAGAAUAAUGGUAAAAUCGAAGAGACGACUGUAGAACUUGAGAAUGUCACAUUGGCAGACGAUUUAAUCACCCACGCCGCAGUAUGUUCGGAUAGGAGAAGCCUCAUGGUAGGGUUGGCAACUGCGUCGAAACAGCUAUGUGUUGUCCAAGUUGCUAUUAAUUGGAAUAACUCCAAAACCGAGGGCGCGCAAAGCAACCCUUCUAGCAAUCAACCGCUAAGUCCAACGCUCACGAAGAGGCAUGUAGCAGUGACUAGCUGGUUCCAGCCAAGCUCUAGCGGUUUGCAUUCCGAUGCGUCCAUGCAAAAAAUCACUCACAUUGAAAUGUUGCCUCCUAUUCUUCUAACUGCUUUUAAUAUACCAAACAAAGAGUGGUCGCCUAUUAUGAUCUUGACAGUAAGGUCUCUUAUCCCGGACCCAAAUUUACCCUACGCCCAAGAAGUCCAGAGCAUAAUUGAUCGAUGGGAACUCUUGUCGGAUCACCACCAAACGCUUCAUUCCGCAUUUGAGCAACUAGGCCUUAGAAAAAACAGUGCCGGUUCUGCAACACCAAAUGGCAGCAGACUCAAGAAACUCGAUUCUGUCGUCGUCAACAAGGUCAUAAUAGGGGUAAACCUCAUUAACUUUGGGAAGGUUCUCUGCUUCUCCUAUAAUGACGGCAGCGUAGAGUAUCGAGACCGAUUCACUAUGGCCGAGCUGUACCGAGAACCUAAUCUAGAUCGUAUCAAUUCGGUUUUUGAUGCUGGUUUUUCCCAAAGCGGCGAACCUUCAUGCCUUCAGACAGCUUUUUCGCCAACGAAUUUCUCAUUUGUUCAGCUAUGCGAAGACGGCAAAGUGAAAUGGCAUAGCAUCAACUAUACACUAGCAGACCUCGAGUCUAUGACUGACACUCAGGUGUCCGCACUUGUCGCGGCCUUUUACAUAUCCACCGCUCAGGCCGUUACCCAGGGUGCGAAUUUUGACGACAUCCUAGCAGUCGCUAGGAAUUUCAUUAAUAAAGACUCAUUUGCAAUCGAAUGGGUAAAAACCCAAGUACAGCAGAUGAAGAUAACUAUCGACUAUACGGAGGACGCAUUGCAUGAUAGUCUCAUAAAGAAUGGAAUCUUGCAAGUUUGCCUCAGUAUUAUCAAUUACCUUGGAUGGAGAGGCGAUCUUCAGCCCCGGCAAGGCUGGGGAAAGCUUGCUCUGCUGGCUCUGAAUUUGCGCAACAUAACCGUCAUGAUGCAUCUCUCAAACAGCCAAAUACCCAUACAUAAUAAAACCACUAUAACGCCGCUUGAUGAACCUGAAGCUGUCAGUGCUUUAGCCGGAUGCGUCAAGUGGUCAAACGACCUACUUGGCUGGAUAUGUGACUCGCUAUUCUGUCUUUUUGAUGAUGCCGAGUUCAUGAAGCACCUAAAGGGGCCUCAACUGGAUAAAAUGACGAUGUACUUACAUGCGAAAAAUGAAAUCGCGUUACACUUAGUAUUAUGUUCAACAACACGCGCCCUGCUUUCCGCCCUAUGCCGUCGUAUUUUAUCACUCGACUCGUUAUCGACAAAAGCUAUCAGCUGGUACGAAACCCGCGAGAAGUCUAUUGCGAAUAACCCGAAUGCUGCAGCCGAUCCUCGCACAGCUGCUCAUACCGCUCUGCAUGCCGCGUACCAGAACUUGCGGCAAUGCAUUUCAUCUUCUCUUAUUAAAGCUGACGAGUUCGACAAACUUCUCACCACCCUGGGAGCUGAAAUAAGGACGGCUUACAGUACAUCACUGGCAAUAGUUGGCGAGCAAGCUGCUAAAUCAGCAAACAAGAGUCAGCCACCACAAAAUUCGAACCCUAACGCGCCGAGACCAGACCCAGCCCAAGAAGCCAUUGCCCGCGCACGUCAGCACUGCGAGCUUGAUAUGCUCGUCCUGCAGGCGCCACCGUCAUCCUUCGUCCCCGUUGUGAGCAAAUUUUUCAACCAGGACCUGAAGGAAUUUCGCGCGCGGUCCGAGGUCGCAAAGCUGUACUUCGCCGACUAUUCGAUCCUCGAGCUCGACGACGAGCCGCGCUCGCUGGCCAGGAGGAGGGCGAGCGGCGUAAGGGUAGAUCUCUUCAAGAGGAUUGAAAUAUCGAGGAGCUCAAGAAGCGGGAAUGGCAAGAGUCAGUUCCCUUGGAGGAAAUGUGCGCGUUGCGGUAACGUCAUGGAGGACCUCGCUCUGGUUAAUCACAAGCCAGGGUUCAGCUUCUUGCUCCGUCAACAGAGCAAUUGCUCCUGCGGUGGUCGGAUGGCUAUCCUACCGCCAAAAACGCAUAAUUAGACACCUAGCCAAGAGUUGGCGUAUUGUGGAUUUGGCCACAGAUCAUAUUUAACUCCCUUUGGCUAACGCUUUCUUAGCUAAUAUAGCAUAUGGCUUCAUUUAGGACUAAUAAAUUUAUUAUCUUACUUGGGCACUAUGCGAAUUCAAUGGUGUAAUACAGACUACGGAGAUUGUCCCUUAAGACUUGGUUGGGAACUGUCGCAAAUUCAUCUGGUGAUGGUUGAGAUGAAUGUUGAAUUCGGUACCAAUACGAUGGCCCGUAUCGUUAUACUGUAAUAGCAAUUUACGUACCAUAUGCUAAAUGAUUUCUACCAUAAUGCUAGGUAUUCCUAAAUUGAAUAUUUGAUAAUAAAACGC